CCUUUGCCCAAAAUGAAUAUGCGGCCCAAGCCUACUAACUGAAGUUCCACGCUUGACACUUCCUAGUUCCCACCUGCGAACUAACGAAGCGGAAGCGACGAAGACAUGAAGCCCUCAAGAGUCUGCCCGGCCAUCGUCGACUGUCCAGCUGCUCAACCGAUCUGCGCCGCCUUCCAGGGUCCUGCUUUGGCCGUCGGCAUCCGUGCGAGGCUGUGACCUGCGUUGGCGCUUUGCUGCCUCCUGGCCUGCACAGCGGCACUCCAGUGUCGCCUCCAGCCUCUAGUUCUCCUCUAGUUCUCUUCGACUGACCGACUCUCCCAAUCCAGCCUGCCUCCAGCCCUCCAGGAGUGCAGCUGUCCAGUUGCUGUCGAGUGGGGACUGCGGAUUCACAAGUCCCAUGUAUCGUUUCAGGGGACUGUUACUGUGUGUCGAUUCACAAGUAUAGUUUGAGAGAAGGGGACUAAAGUUAAAAUAUGGAGUACAGUUACAUGAAUUACAUGUGGUAGUGGUGCUGCCAGCCGGGAAUUAAAUUUUUCACUAUUUGAGCAUGCAAGAGUGAAUCAGAAGUAUCUCCAUAAUCAGAAAGUUGACAGUUAUUUAGAUAUGAGUGAACAGCACACCAAGGUUAAACGUGAGAUCCUAGCAUGGAUUGGAAGGGGGCUGAUAGAUCGUUAGUCUUGGACCCUAAAUUGAACUAUUUAUGUUAUUGUAGAUCUCUUCUGCAAAUCUUGAGCGAUCAUCAUCCCUGUUUUGAAGUAUGAAUAUUUUCAAACAGUUGGUGCCAAUACCAUUUUCUUUAAGAUGCGCUACGAAGCCUUGUAUUGUGACCGGCCGUUCUCUUUUUCAUUCACCUUCCCAAAGCAUUGUGGAAGUUCAUUCUCAAGAACAUGAAGUAGUUAUUGCUCUGGGAAGCAAUAUGGGGGAUAGACUUCAUAAUUUUGAUGAAGCCUUGGACCGAAUGAGAAAAUCGGGGAUCCAAAUUACCAGACAUGGUUGCUUGUACGAGACCCUUCCAGCUUACGUCACCAAUCAACCCCAGUUUCUCAAUUCUGCCAUUAGAGCACUUACAAAACUCAAGCCUUUUGAGCUCUUACAGGUUCUCAAGAAGAUUGAGAAAGAUAUUGGACGUACGGACGGGAUCCGAUAUGGUCCAAGACCAAUUGAUUUGGAUAUAUUGUUUUACGGGAAGUUCAAGAUACAUUCUGAGUCCCUUGUUAUCCCACAUGAAAGAAUUUGGGAGAGACCGUUUGUUGUUGGACCGUUGAUUGAUCUUCUCGGGUCUGAUAUCGAAAAUGACACUGUAGCAUGCUGGCAUUCAUUUUCUGGUAGGGGGCUUUUUGAGUUGUGGGAAAAGCUAGACGGGAAAGAUGAUAUGAAACGGGUGUUGCCUGUCGGUGACCGUUUGUGGGACUGGUCAUCGAAAACAUCUGUAAUGGGUAUACUUAAUUUGACCCCGGAUAGUUUUAGUGAUGGGGGGAAGUACUUUUCUGUUGAUUCUGCAGUUACACAAGCCCGUGCAAUGCUUGUGGAAGGUGCAGAUAUACUAGAUCUCGGGGCACAGUCCACCCGCCCAAUGGCUUCUAAAAUUUCUCCAGAAGAAGAACUAGGUAGACUGAUGCCGGUUGUUGAGGCGGUUAAAAAAAUGCCCGAGGCUGAAGGGAAGCUCAUAUCCGUGGAUACUUUUUAUUCGCAAGUCGCCUUAGAAGCCAUUAAUAAUGGAGCACACAUUGUGAAUGACAUAUCGAGUGGUUGUAUGGAUUCCAAUAUGCAUAGUGUCGUUGCAGGCCUCAAAGUGCCUUAUAUUGCCCUUCACACUAGAGGCUGCCCAUCUACGAUGCAGAAUGCUGAGAAUCUACAGUAUGAUGAUGUGUGUAAAGAAGUUGGGCAUGAGUUGUAUGAACGUGUUCGGGAUGCUGAGUUGGCAGGAAUUCCAGCUUGGAGGGUCAUUGUGGACCCAGGGGUUGGGUUCUCAAAGAACACUAAACAGAACCUUGAUCUUCUCGUGGGUUUGGGAAGUGUUAGAACCGAGAUGAGGAAGAGAAGUUUGGCUGUGUCACACUCCCCCCUGUUGGCUGGACCUUCAAGGAAAAGAUUCUUGGGUGAAGUAUGUGAUCGUCCGGUAGCGGUUGAGCGGGACUCGGCAACUGUUGCUGCUGUCUCUGCUGCUGUUCUGAAUGGCGCCAAUAUUGUAAGAGUGCAUAAUGUUAGAGAUAAUUUGGAUGCUGUAAGGCUAUGUGAUGCAAUGCUUGGUAGGAGGGAUACGAUUUAUUAGAAAGAUGUUAGAAGCUUAUCCAACUUCAUAGAACUAUUUCUGGUAACAUAUCCCACUUUUGCAUUUGCAUAAGCUUUUUUAUAAAUGAUUCUACUCUUUAGAAAUUUCGAAAUGUUUUCGUGAAAUUCGUGAGAUUUUUUUUGGAUCUUAAAUCAUUUUUUAAAGCGUUGUACUAAAUCUGUGAUUAAGAUAAUAUACUCUAGCAAUACAGCCUUGUUUCCAAUAGAA
Molecule: messenger RNA, 2500 nt
Organism: Cuscuta europaea
Lineage: Eukaryota; Viridiplantae; Streptophyta; Magnoliopsida; Solanales; Convolvulaceae
Source: the annotation of a GenBank genome assembly